This is a messenger RNA of Heterocephalus glaber (naked mole-rat), 1401 nucleotides long. The record is from RefSeq and is a predicted model, not a curated record. NCBI's taxonomy places the organism in Eukaryota, Metazoa, Chordata, Mammalia, Rodentia, Bathyergidae.
AUGGCACAGAAACAUAGUGAGGUCUUCCGUUCUACACAGCACGGUGUGGAGGGGCAGAGGGAGUGCCUUUCCCUUCACAUUGGCCAAACUGGCAUCCAGAUUGGGGAUGCAUGUUGGGAACUCUAUUGCCUGGAACAUGGAAUUCAGCCAGAUGGAGUUGUUCUUGACAGUAAACAGGAUCAGCGGGAAAAUCCUAAAAUGAAGCAUGCAAAUGCAUCUUUUGAUACCUUCUUUUGUGAGACAAGAGCUGGGAAACAUGUGCCCAGAGCACUCUUCAUGGACUUAGAGCCAACUGCUAUAGAUGGGAUCCUCAUGGGAAAAUACCGCUCACUUUUCCACCCAGAGCAGUUUGUUAGUGGAAAGGAGGAUGCUGCAAACAACUAUGCACGAGGUCACUAUUCUGUGGGCUCACAGAUCAUCGAACUUGUGGUAGAGAAGAUCCGGAAGCUGGCAAAACAGUGCAGUGGACUUCAGGGAUUUCUGAUUUUCAGAAGCUUUGGAGGAGGCACUGGAUCAGGAUUUACUUCUCUCUUAAUGGACCGGCUCUCAGAAUAUGUCAAGGAGACUAAAUUGGAGUUCUCCGUCUACCCAUCCCCUAGACUCUCCACUGCUGUAGUAGAACCUUACAACUCUGUCCUCACCACACAUUCCACCAUAGAGUACUCAGACUGUUCCUUCAUGGUGGACAAUGAGGCCAUCUAUGACAUAUGCCAGCGUAAACUUGGUGUUGAACACCUGUCCUAUGCCACCAUCAAUAGGUUGAUAGGUCAGGUGGUAUCUUCCAUUACUGCUUCCCUUCGUUUUGAAGGCACCUUGAAUGUAGAUUUAAUUGAAUUCCAGACCAACCUUGUACCUUAUCCAAGAAUACAUUUCCCCCUGACGACCUUUGCUCCCAUCAUCUCUGCAGAUAAAGCAUACCAUGAGCAGAUCUCAGUGCCUGACAUCACCUCUGCUUGCUUUGAGUUCUCCAACCAGUUGGUCAAGUGUGAUCCUCAACUUGGGAAGUACAUAGCCUGCUGCCUACUGUACAGAGGAGAUGUAGUCCCUAAGGAUGUGAAUUCAGCAAUUGCAGCGAUGAAGUCAAAGGGCUCUAUUCAGUUUGUAGAUUGGUGCCCAACUGGUUUCAAGGUGGGCAUCAACAGUCAGCCACCUAUGGUGACACCAGGAGGGGAUCUAGCCCAGGUCCAGCGAGCUGCCUGCAUGUUGAGCAACACAACAGCAAUUGUGGAGGCGUGGUCCCGCCUGAAUCACAAGUUUGACCUCAUGUAUGCCAAGAAGGCAUUUCUGCACUGGUAUAUCACAGAAGGCAUGGAACAAGAGGAAUUCUCAGAGGCCAGAGAAGAUUUGGCAGCUCUGGAAAAAGAUUAUGAGGAAAUGGGAAUAAGUUCUGAUGCAAAUUAA